Messenger RNA from Aspergillus luchuensis, 1365 nucleotides. RefSeq lists its product as uncharacterized. Bases 1 to 1365 code for a protein of 454 amino acids. The record is from RefSeq and is a predicted model, not a curated record. NCBI's taxonomy places the organism in Eukaryota, Fungi, Ascomycota, Eurotiomycetes, Eurotiales, Aspergillaceae. The transcript has 5 exons.
AUGAUUUUUCAAUGUAGCUGUGAUACCUUCAACCAGACUGAUCCGACGAAUGACCCUCCUAAUUUCUGCUCAGCUGCAGAUACCGACUACAUAUACUCGGACGAGCUUGACUCUGAUGGAAACCCAACAGACUUCAUUGAGCUGUAUUGGUACGAAGAUGACUGCUUCACACUCCCUAACACUGGAAGCCCAGAUGUAAUGAAGCGGUGGUAUUCAUUAUAUGAGAAAGUCGGAGGUUUGACUGCAAAACGUUCCGUAUUAGCCACUCAAGGCGACGAAGACUAUGACCUCCCGCAACUCUGUGAAGGGGAUGACUGCUACACAGUGCCAAAGUUACAUAGUGAAGAGUUCCGCGAGCUGUUAUGGGCAAUAGGCAAUGCGACAGAGGAGGAUUCUGAUGGAAUAUUUGGUGGUCUGUUCCCGCGCGCUCGCAAACCCAAAAUUUGCCAAAACAAGAAAACUAUCAGCACUUUCAAAGCGAAAAACUAUCCCAGUGUUGGAACCCUGUCUGCCACCCGGCAGUUCUACGGGGUGGUCAAGUCUGGCGCAAAGACUGCCAUCUGUAACGGACUGCCAAUAACUCUUGGAAAGCGAAUCCUGGGCACCAACUACGUGGUCGAACAUGUUACCGAACUUCAAACCCCAGCUCAAUUUGCCACGAGCAUGCUUUCUGGGAAGCUUCCUAGUGGGGCGGCUGCUCCGGGAACCGCAUCGAACUAUGACUGGACCCAAGUCUUCUCUCAGAAUGGCUACUUUUUCCAGACUUGGGCACAAUUAGGAGUCACACAACCCACUGGCCUGACUGGGGAUACUCCUGCAGAGGCUAUUGCUAAUGCACUGGGAAGUACCGCUGAUAUUAGCAAUCUCCAAAUCUUGGACGCUCCGACGAACGGGUUCAAAGCCGCUGUUUGGCAACUGUUCGACAACAUUAUCUCGCCAAAGAGAUUCAGUGCGGAGAGUGCACAAGGAAAAGUCGACAUGAUUAAUCGUCUUUACGAUACUCUGCCAGGAUACCUGAACAGUGUCGAUGUACAAGAUUCUUUGGAGUAUGGCUAUAAAGCAAUCAAGGCAGCCAUGGGGGCCCUCGAUCAAGCUGCGCAAAAUAACCCGAAUGUUAACGGCAUCACAGCCUCCUCGUUCGAAGACGCAUGGAUAACUUACUCGAAAGACUUCUUCGAGCAAAUGCAAGGGAACCUUCAGGAUUUCGUGACGGCUCGUAUCAAUGAGGUUACAGAGUAUUGGAGUUCAAGUGCCGCAACCAAAGCCUUUACCAAGACCGGGGCAGCGGCAGUUGCGAAAGCACUUGGCGAGAAGCUGAGUGGUGUGUCUACGGAUGUUGUCAUAGACAGCACCUUUGUUCAGUGA